UAGAGACGAUCUUCGUAUACUUUUAAAAUCUAUCUGCUCAUUUCCUUAUAGGAUCAAAGAGAGAUAGAGACAGUUUAAACUUACCUUAUAAGCAUAGAUUACUCGGUGAAACAAAGACUGAUAGGAUAAUGGUUUCUCGACAAGAAGGAACCCUCUACACCAGAAAGAGGGAUUUCACAAUCUAUGGGGAAGAGUUUCAUAAUUCAUUCAAGAAGAGCAAACAAGAAGAUCCAUCACAGGGCAAACUUCAGAGGCAUAAUUCAUUCAAGAAGAGCAAACAAGAAGAUCCAUCACAGGGCAAACUUCAGAGGCAUAAUUCAUUCAAGAAGAGCAAACAAGAAGAUCCAUCACAGGGCAAACUUCAGAGGACUAUGAUCAAUGAACGACCAAAAUCAGAGAGUAUGAGAUCAAUUACCUUUGAUUUUGAACUUCAUCUCCACACUCAUCUACCUUCAAAUUGCCAAAAAUCUUUAGAGGCUAAGGGAUAUUCGAGAGCAUCUGAGGAUCAUAGUUCAUACCCCAAAGAUCCCGUGAUUGUUGGACGACCUAAGAUGAGCCUAGACCUAGAGCUGAACCUUUCACCUUCUUACUCACCUUCAACAACCACAACGAAGAUAGAUGAAUCCAGAAAUCACAACAAGACUGUGUCAUCAUCGAAGGAUAAAAACUUGACAAGUCAGAGUAAGAAGACAACAAUUGGGACAGGGUUAAACCGAUCACUGUCUUGGCUUGCUUUUGAAGGUGGUGAUGAUGAUCACAAGGAGCAAGAGAUGGUAACAAAAGUGUGCAUGAAAUGCCACAUGCUGGUUAUGCUGUGUACAUCAAGUCCUGUUUGUCCCAACUGCAAGUUCAUGCACCCGCAUGAUCACAGCUCUACAAAACUGUUUAAACCAUCAAAUUUGCUGAGGCUCAUGUGCUAGGCUCUACAGUGGUUACUGUCUUACUGGAUCUAUAAUAUUUGUACGGGAAUAAUAUGAGGCAGAGUCUAGACAAGGACAAAGUUAUGUAUAUACGCUACAAGUACCAAAAAACUUAAUUUUAUGAUUUCUAUGAAAGACA
Brassica oleracea var. oleracea is the source of this 1059-nucleotide messenger RNA. RefSeq lists its product as uncharacterized. Lineage: Eukaryota; Viridiplantae; Streptophyta; Magnoliopsida; Brassicales; Brassicaceae. The coding region runs from base 129 to 920 and encodes 263 amino acids. The transcript has 2 exons. The record is from RefSeq and is a predicted model, not a curated record.